CUUUUUCGAUUUUGGAAGGGAUCGGUAACCGAUCGGAUAUCCCCUCCAAAAUUGAAAAAGAGGAAGACUAAAUGCUCCACUCAGUAGAGCCAGGGUGUGACGCAUGUUAGAUUAAACCAGAGCUUUCGAACCAACUUGUACCUUGGCCAUUCGUACCUUGGACGACUCGUACCUUGGACAACUCGUAACUUCGAGGAGUAAUACCUUGAGCAACUCGUACCUUGGGCCACUUGUACCAUGAGUUAAGACUGCUCGUACCGGUACCUUCAGCUAUAUCCCUUGUACAUGUAGGUAUUGCAAGAAUUGUGGAAAUCCUGUAUUAGUCAAAGCUUGCUAUGGAGGAAUUACAAGGGGAGAAGGAGUUGUAUGAGGAAUACCUUUGUGCUGCCGUUGAGAUCGCUAAGAAAGCUGGAGAGGAGAUACGAGCCACCUUUCAGGGCAAGAAAAGCAUUGAAUUGAAGAGUUCCCCAGCUGACCUCGUGACCGAGACUGACCAGAAGGUGGAGCAAUUGAUCAUCUCUUUCCUCCGGAGCAAAUUUCCAGAUCACUGUUUCAUAGGUGAAGAGACAACUGCAGCUGGUGCUCAUUUUGAAUUGACGGACAGCCCAACGUGGAUUAUAGACCCUGUAGACGGCACUACAAACUUCGUGCACAGUUUUCAAUUUGUUGCUGUUUCGAUUGGGCUGUCAAUUGCAAAGGAGAACAUUAUUGGUGUCAUCUACAACCCUGUACUGGAUGAGUUAUUCACAGCAAUAAAAGGACGUGGCGCCUUCUGCAACGGCAAGCCAAUCAGCUGUUCCAGACAGCAAGACAUAAGCCAGUGUCUGGCCCUGGUUGAGAUUGGUAGCAGUCGCGUGAGUGCUCACUUACAAACCAAGCUGCAAAACAUCAACUCGCUCAUACAACAAGGAGUACAUGGCAUUCGGUCGCUAGGCUCAGCAGCUCUGAAUAUAUGCCAGGUUGCAAGGGGUGGUGGUGAUGUGUACAUCGAACAUGGCAUCCAUUGCUGGGAUAUGGCUGCUGGUGUUGUUAUAAUCAGAGAGGCUGGUGGGGUCAUCAUUGAUCCAAGGGGGGGGCCUCUAGAUCUGAUGUCACGAUGUGUGCUUGCUGCAAGCAGUUCACAGCUAGCCGCCUCUGUGUCAGCGUGCACCACCCAUGUGGACUAUCCAAGGGACUAGCCCUUUGUGGACUUCGGUCACCCACUUUUCAAUCCAGGGCAUCAUGGCCAGGAACCUGUCUGUGCGCUCCUAAAUACAACUCAGUACUGUCUACCAGGAGUGUAAUUUCUGUGUGUGUGCACAGACAAAUUUGAAUAUGAAACUUUGCUAUGUAAAGUAAUGGUUGCUGGACCACAUACAUGACUCCAACAGAUUUUGAGAUGUAGACCAAACGGGAAAAAUGUAGUAGUGACCACUACUGAAGUGCAGACUUGCCAUUCAUUUAAAAUGUUGGACCACCCAAAAUUCUUUGAAUGGGACAAAUUUUUGGCUCAAUUUGAAAAUAAAUAGGCAUAUUGUCCCAUAUCUACCGACAGUGCAUACAAAAUAGACCCAGAACAAUGAAGUUGUGCUUUGUUUACUGAGGUGCUUUCCUGUGGCAGGACACAAUCCAUUCAGCCUCCAUAGGAAAGUGCACGUUAACAGAGCGUGGCAUUGUUAUCAGGUCUUUUAGUGGCUUGAGACAGGUUGAAUUUAUCAUCUUUUGUUACUUUGUAGUAUGUGUGCUAAAUUUGUGUUUUUUUUAAACAAAUAAUCAAAUUUUAAUAAUGGGCAUUUUUGUCCUGAAGAUUUACCAGAAUUUGAGUUCUUUUUGCUGCUUGACACGCUGGCAUAUCACUAGAAAAAUCAUACAUCAGCUUUAUGUUACUGAUCUGUUUUGCCAGAUGCUAAUCCAAUAACAAACAUUGUUUCCGAUCAACAUUGUCCUUGUGGCCCCAAGAACUGCCAACUGUGUCAAAUAUGGGUCCCGGGAUCCCAGAAGUUCCAUUACCUUAAGGACUGAAAGAAAUUUUCCUGGACCAACUUGCAUUUUGGGUGUGUACGCACAGCUUUUAUUCUGUACAGUGCAAAAAUGUCAACCCAUUGUUGGAAAAAUUGAUAAAAUAAUAUUUUAGUGGAACGUUGUUAUGAAAUUUACAUUCACCAAAUGUAGAAAUAUAAUUGGAGACGUGGCAAGAAUUGGUUUGUGGUAAGAUUUUUACUUUUCCCUUCAUUUGUACUACAUGUUUACAUGUUAUGUUAAUUGUGCUUAAAUCUAAUAAAUUGUGUAUCACAAAGGGUAAAUUGGGUACAAUCAGUAUUAAGACAUUUCAGCAAUAUUUUUUUAUCGGCUGAAUGUCAAGAUGUCAGGAGCUGUCCAGGAUUAUCAAAAUUUCGUCAUUGAAAAUACCAUUUUGAGUGUUUUUGCACUCCAGUACUUCCAGACAUACUUAUCCCUCAAGCACAACAGGAAAUGGAAUAAUGGUGUAAACCCAAGUUCCAUAUGCGUGCUUAACGAGACCAAAGACUGAGUGGUUUGUGAGACACAAACUCUGUAUUUUGUGUUCUUCGAGACCAGGUGGGACACGUGUAACUAAUUGAACUUCUGCAAACCUUACACAGGCAUAGGCUUUGUAUUCACGGCAGAUUGUGCAACCUUGAACCGUUUUACAUUAGAAAUUUAAUGCUCGUCCUUGGAAUAGUAGAAAAUGCAUGUUGAUUUUUUGUAGGAUAUACAUGUAUGUACAAGUAUGUAUAUAGAGCAGUCUGUUGCCAAGGAUUGACCAAUCACAAUCAUUCAAGUUUGCUUGAAAAUAGCAGGAUAUUCAGAUUUGGUGGUCAGUAAAGUGCUAAGCUUUACACCCAUGCCUUCUUUGCAGAGUUUGAAAGAAUUGAAAUUGACUGGAAAACAUAAAAAUUUCCAACUCCAGUACCACUCACAAGUCACAAAGUGCACAGUUUUGUAGUGUGAAGGUUUGACUUUGAAAUAGUCAGGUGUUGAUUGCAACAUCCUUGUUUUAAAAUGUUGUCUUGAGAUUUUAUGUGUGAAGCUUUAAGUCUCCAAUAAUAAAGUAGGCAGCAGUGUGCAAUGACAUUUUUAAAGGUAAUACACAACAUUUGCUUCCAUUGUUUUUUUGUGAAUUUUAUCAGUUAAUUGAAGGAGUUUUAAUUUAUAGUCGGUCAUCAAUCUUGUGAUUUGUCUUAUGUUUGGAGUUUAUUAAAAACACACAAACCCACAAAAA
Molecule: messenger RNA, 3220 nt
Organism: Acanthaster planci (crown-of-thorns starfish)
Lineage: Eukaryota; Metazoa; Echinodermata; Asteroidea; Valvatida; Acanthasteridae
Product: inositol monophosphatase 1-like
Biological process (GO): phosphatidylinositol phosphate biosynthetic process; signal transduction; inositol metabolic process
Molecular function (GO): inositol monophosphate 1-phosphatase activity
Source: RefSeq, a predicted model, not a curated record